Penicillium canariense is the source of this 1488-nucleotide messenger RNA. RefSeq names its product putative RNA 3'-terminal phosphate cyclase. Lineage: Eukaryota; Fungi; Ascomycota; Eurotiomycetes; Eurotiales; Aspergillaceae. Gene Ontology annotation, biological process: RNA processing. Gene Ontology annotation, cellular component: nucleus. The record is from RefSeq and is a predicted model, not a curated record. The coding region runs from base 1 to 1488 and encodes 495 amino acids. The transcript has a single exon. Gene Ontology annotation, molecular function: RNA-3'-phosphate cyclase activity.
AUGGCGACCUCCCACGAUCCCAACAAUACAGCCUCAGGUGACCACGUCCAUCUUGAUGGAAGAACACUCGAAGGAGGCGGGCAGGUGGUCCGAAAUGCACUCGCAUUAUCAGCUUUGACUGGCCGGCCAGUGACCAUCGAUCAUGUCCGCGGUAACCGUGGAAAGAAGCCUGGCCUGAUGGCAUCGCACGCAGCAGCUGUCAAGCUGCUGGCUGAAAUCAGUGGCAGCGAAGUCUCGGACGGCACAGUUGGAUCGACGCGCCUGACAUUUAUACCUCCACAAGCGGGUGUCGAGAGAGACUUGAGAUCGCCAGGCUCGACCCAGACUUCUGGAGACGCACCCCUGGUGUCGUUGACCAACCUCACGGUGCAAUCGGAGUACAACAUUCGUUUGCAGACACCGGGCUCAGUCUUUCUCAUUUUCCAGGCGCUCUACCCAUAUCUUUUGCAUGUUGGGUCGCGCACAUGUACGGAGUGCAUCAAGGUGAACAUCACAGGUGGCACGAAUGGCACCAGUUCCCCGUCGUAUGACUAUGCUUUUCAGGUCAUGGCGCCCAACUUUGCUCGAUUGGGCCUUCGGCCUUUUUCGAUGAUCCUCCACAAACGUGGCUGGUCGACUGGAGUGGUGGGAAUGGGGGAAGUUAGCUUCUUCAUUCAUCCUCUACCGCCCCCCGACGACGAACUCGAGAAUAUGGGCGCGUUAGACGUUUCUGAAAGGGAUGGGAAUCAACACACUACAGGAGCUGCAGCCCCCUCUCGCUUUCCUCAGAUCAGGAUCAUGGAUCACAAGCGCGGGAAAAUCACUCGCAUUACGGUUACUAUUCUCGCGACAAACGAUGUACUCCAUCAAGCAGUUGAAGAUGGGGAAACGCUGACCGUUGCCCGGUACACUGAGCGGCAGACUCUUCGCAGGCUACGCAAAGCCCUUAAGGCCCUGGACCCAUCAAUCUUUGAGGAGCCACACGAUGGAGAGACCCGGAUUCCCGUCAAAUUGCUCCCGACAGAGGUAACCUCUCACUUCAGCCGGCUAUACAUCCUGAUUGUGGCCCAUACCUCCACAGGAUUCCGGAUUGGUCAUGAUGCACUCCUCGGCGAUAACAGGGGAUAUAAGCACGCGAAGAGGAAGCUUGGAAAGCACGAGAAGCACAGAAAGGGACAGGGCCCACCUGCUGAGAAAGGAAGCUCGGCGGCAAAUCUAGAAAAAGUGUCGGAUAUGAUUGAUGGGUGUGUGCAGGGGUUUAUUGAAGAACUGGUAAGUCUGCAGACGCAGACCGACCAGGAGUCCGGAUCUACCAUUGGGAAGCGAUCGUGCCUGGAUCGGCACAUGAGAGACCAGAUUGUCGUGUUUGAGGCUCUUGGAAACCUGCAUCGAGUGGGUACGUCUGGAAGCGAGGCAGCUGAGGAGCAGGAGGACGAGCGAUAUUGGACUCUCCACACCAAAACGGCUCAAUGGGUGUGUCGGAAGAUGCUGAACGUGUUUGAACAUUGA